This is a messenger RNA of Rhineura floridana, 6523 nucleotides long. RefSeq names its product yippee like 1 (gene YPEL1). The record is from RefSeq and is a predicted model, not a curated record. Lineage: Eukaryota; Metazoa; Chordata; Lepidosauria; Squamata; Rhineuridae. Bases 794 to 1153 code for a protein of 119 amino acids. The transcript is spliced from 5 exons.
GAGAGAGAGAGAGAGAGAGAGAGAGAGGGGGGAGUCAAAACAACGAACUCGUUUGUUUUUAACGGCAGCGCUUAAGCCUGGCUCCUAACUGCGCCUGCGCGCCUUGCCUGACGAGCGCGAGCUGGAGGGGGGGGAAGGAAAGCGACGCGCGAGGGAAAGACAGGAGCUCGUCGCGUUGUUUUGUGUGGACGGCCGCGCGCCCGCGCAACCCAAGGGGGUGGGGAAACCCGAGAGUCUCCGCAAAACAAAGCCAAACGGGGAAAUCGCGAGAAAAGCAGCGCGCGCGGUGGCCGUCGGCGUGCGGCACAAACAAGAGCGCUAACUGAUAUUAAUGCCGCUGCGAAGGACGGCUGUAGGAACGGCAGGAUGACUCCUCGGCCGCUUCCCGAACCUGAGGAGAGCGGGGGAAAGCGGCUCGGGGGCGGCGUCGGCAUGAGCAGCAGCGGUGGGCGCUUUCUAUGACCCCCUCCCGAAAACAACCUCACAAGCACAGCCCGCUCCCUGCCUCGGGGUGGGCCGUGGUCGUUGAGGAGGAGACGACGACGCUCCCACCGACCCCCAGCCUUCCCUUGGCGCGUGUGGGAAGGACUGCCACCCCCCCGCAACCAAGAACCACCACCGCAGUAGGUUUUGACUGUUUCUUCUGUGGCGUCUGUGUGGAAAGUGCCACACACACUCCAGAACAACAACGGCUUUUGCUUGUAUUUUCCAGUGUUUCUUUUGUCAGCAAGUUCAGCAAAGUUGUAACACUUCAAGUGCCAGCCCCGAUCAGAGUGAGGAACCAGCAACUGAGAUGGUAAAAAUGACAAAAUCCAAAACGUUCCAGGCUUACCUGCCAAACUGUCAUCGAACUUACAGCUGUAUCCACUGCAGAGCCCAUCUAGCCAAUCAUGAUGAACUAAUUUCCAAGUCCUUUCAGGGAAGCCAGGGACGAGCCUACCUCUUUAAUUCAGUGGUGAAUGUGGGCUGUGGUCCUGCAGAAGAGAGAGUUCUUCUGACAGGCUUGCAUGCGGUAGCAGAUAUUUAUUGUGAAAACUGCAAAACCACUCUUGGAUGGAAAUACGAACAUGCAUUUGAGAGCAGUCAAAAAUACAAAGAAGGAAAAUUCAUCAUCGAACUUGCCCACAUGAUCAAAGACAAUGGCUGGGAGUAAAUUGGAACACUCUUCAUUCUUUAUGGACACUUAAACUGUGGAACAUGCUUUAUAAAGACUAAUGUGAAAAGGAUUUUGGUUGGGCUGGUUGAAAAAAAUCACAGCAUUUUUGAAACCUCCAAACUAAAUAGUGUAAUUUUGCGGCGUCCCCAGGCCAUCUUUUGCCUUCUUCUCUUUAUGUAAGUUUCCCUCUUUUUGUAUAUGUAUUCCUGUGUGAACAGUUGUUUCGGAUUAACUUUUUCUACAAACCCUAGAGGAAUAAUUCCCUAAUUUCAAAUUACUUUCACUAGCUAGUGUCUCUCUUUUGACCUACGCCUUUAAAUGCUCCCUUCUGCUGUGCAUGCUUUUUGCCCGUUGCCUGCCCCAGAGGUUUGUAGGAGGCCUGUGUGAACAGUCCUGGAGAGAAUGUAUGUGAUUAGUGUCCUCCUCCACCCCCUAGCAAUUUCUGUGGCCUCUUUGCAGUGAAAAGGACACAGUAUUGUAGUAACCAUUCCUUGUUCUUUAAAAAAGUACUGUAUUGCAGCCUGUGUACAUCUUUUGGGCAGAUUGGUUAAAGGUUCAGUCAUUUGUGCUGGCUGAAGUUGGUAAAUUCUUGCUUUUAUUAAAAAAGAGGGAAGGGGAACAGAACAAUAAUGUACAAGGAUAACUAUACUGUAGAACGUGUGACCUAAAUCAAUACAUUCCUACAAAAGUUGGACUUUGCUCUUUUAAGGAAGAAUGUCUAGCAAAGUCUUCAAGAUCAAAGGACACAAAUAUAUGCAGCUCUUAUUUUUAAUAUGUCAUGUAAAAUGUUUUUGGUACUGUACCUUUAAUAGGGACUUGUACAUCCACUGAUGUUUUAUGGCUGGUUCCAUGUAGCUACAUAGUUUUUAAUGCACUGGACAAAGAGGUUGGUAUCGGUGAAGGGUUCUGCCCUUGCAGUACUUAAACACACAAGAUUAUUUUUUUGUGGGGGGUGAAGUGGCCAGGGCCUCUAGCUGUUACUGCGCUACCUGUGGGAGGUUGGAAGCUGGUGAGCAGGUAAGAAAGUGCAAAUUGACUUCUUCGUUUAAAAAAGUAAAAUAGCAAGAUAGUUUUUUAAAGGGUGUUUGAUUUGCUGGCUGAAUCACUCCUAAGCACAUUUUUGUAAUAAACGGUUAUGUGAAAGAAACAUCAACUUGUAAUUUUCCCCAGCUGCUGUUUUUACGUGGGGUGACUUAAUCAGACACUUCCACAACAUGUGUGUAUGUGUGUGUACAUAAAGUUCAUUUAAGGGAACUUUUCUGCACACUGUUUCAAGAGAUUUGAAUAUUUUUUAUGUUGUUAUUUGCAUUAAUCUUUGUUCUAAAAUUGACAAGAGGAAAAAUGGAUGGGAGGACAUUUUUACACUACAUAACCGCUGAUAGCAUAAAUAAUAUGGGAAGCCUUAUAUUGGAAACUCUGCUCCUUUCUAAUACAACUUGUACGUGACAUAAGAAAAGCUUUGCAUUGUUUCUGCUUGCUGGCUGCUGCUGUCAUCCUCUGAUAAGCUUUCAAAUCUCUACUGCACUUUACCGAUAUAUUUCACGUAAAGGUUGGAGCCAUCUUUCUCUAAAGAUGAAUUGUUCCUCCCCUCUUCUGUUUGAAGAUUUUUUUUCUCAAAUAAACCAUCUGGGAAGUAGUAUGGUUACACUGUGAUGCAAAAAGGAUACUGAAAAUAUAUACUUAAAUGUGUAUAUAUAGUUACCUCUUAGGCAUUCAAAUCCAAAGAGCUGUACUCGCGACAGCUAGAGUCAAAUUUUGUUUUGCUGAAUGACCUUUCUUCUGGUGCUUAAUUUAAAAUGAAUGAGUUUUUAACAUCCAUUAAGCUUCAGUACAGUACUCUGGAGCCAGAAUUUUUAUCUUAAUUCAUGCCUAGACAGCAGUAGCUUCAGCACCCCCACAGACUGCAAGAAGCUGAUGUUUCUCUAAGAGGAGCUACUUCCUAGGGAGAAGGCUUGGCUCUGUGGUAUCUAACUUAGUGCUACCAUCACUUGUGCUGUCGAUAUAGAUCCUUCCAGUCCCCUUGGACUAGAAGCAAUCAGCAUGGGAACUAGUACCGGCAGGCACUGUAUGUCUUGUGGGUUUGCAACAUGUGCAAACAUUGUCUGGUGUGCCUUGGUAAACACCAGUAACUCAAACGGAAUUAAUUUAUUUUAUAUCACGUUUAAAGCGCUUUAUCUGAAGGUCUGGUUUUCGUCUGUUCUUUAUCUUCCCUCUGUUGCGUGUGACUGAAACAGUAAAGAACUUGAACUGUCCUCUGUCUGGUACAGUAUCCACUGCCAACAAUGAAAGCACUGAAAGUGUCAGCAGAUAGGCACUGUUGUGGGCUCACAAUGCUGGCUCUAAGCAGUACCAGCUGUGAAACUGUUCCUAGAAGCAUCUCGCUUUCAAUAGCAUGGCUGCUCAUUGGUUUGAAAGUCUCUCAUGUAGUACUAUAAGAAUUGGACAAACUUCACUUCGUUUUUUAGGGGAGGGGGUGAAUUUGAGAGGCAAAACAUUUCAGAAAAAAACUUCUUGAGAGUAGUCAAAUCUCUUUUUAUCAGUGCAUUUAUUCAUAUUCUAAACCUAAAUGACUUAGGGCUAAACUACAUGUUACAUGCAAAUCUGUAACUACCCCUUUUUAAAAAGCUGAAAAUUCACUUUGGUUGGAAAGUGUAGAGUAGGGGGUUGCUUAGUCCUUUUCCCAUUCCAAAUCAUCAUCCCAAACAACUCCCCCCCCACAGGGUUUCAAUUGCAUGUUUGCAUUUGGGGGGCAAGCUGUGGGUAGGGGGUGAGGAGGGGUUGCAGUGGAGAAAGGAAUUUGGCUCCCUUGCUCUCUGUUGCUUUUCUGUUCUUUCCAAUUCUCUCCCAAAAUUUUCAUUGUAAAAAGAAAAGGGAAGGGGUCUUUUUUAAACACACACCUGCACAUAAUGUGUAGUUUGGCCUUCUGAGUACAUGAAGAUGGGUGUCUUAACCAAAACCUUAUGUUUAACCUAGAUGCCAAAAACGUGAGGGUUUUUUUUUUUUACGUUGGCACCUGGAAUAUCAAAUCGCGGGUAAAAAUCUAAUGCAAGUCAUUUCUAUUGAUACGGAAUUUAAGGAUACCAAAUACAGCAAUAUUUUUAUGGAUUUUGAAAAAGGGGAUGGGAGGCUGGUAGAGACUUUUAAAUCUAAAAAUGAUACUGUAGGUAUCAAGUAGCAUCCCAUUUCAGAUUAUCUGGGAGGAAGUGAACAAUUUUACUUGGCAUUGUAGGAGGUUCUUUAAAACCGGGUGCUUCAAUUUAACAGGUUGGGUGAAAGUAGAAUCUAGCUAUGGCUGGAUGUUGGUGUAUAAAAGAUCAGUCUGGUUACUGAACUUUCCAGCAUUACAUAUAAGCAUAAUACUUGAACGUUUUACAAAGCAUUUACCUUCUAACCAUUUUUGUUGUUGUAAUAUAUUCUAUUUAAGGUUUUGUGUGUGCUUUCUGGGUAAGUUUACGCUUUCCCUUCAACUUGAGCACUUUUGUUACCGGUUAUUUUUAUUACUGUUGGUCUUAACAUUUAUUUUAUAUAUAUGUAUUUUUUAUGAAUUGUAACAACAAAUUUUUGGUGAAUAUCUCUGUGUUGCUUACUAGUUCCCCUCCCCCUCACCACUUUUGGACUAGAUGAACUGACUACAAGCUGGCUCUUGAGAAGAAUGUUCAUUGGCACAUGAAUGUGCUCGCCAAGUGUACAUCCAUUGAAGUGUUUUUUCCCUAUGAACUCAAUAGUCAUGGUUAUCUUAAACUAGCCAAACGAAAUAGCAUGACUGAGGGCCAGUUCAGACACUCUUUUUAAAAAAAAAUCCAUGUGGAACAUCCGCAUGGCUGCAGCUGUGUGGAGAAAAGAAUGUCUAAUCCUGCAUAACCACAUUAAUGGGCACCUAGCAAGUGAAGCCUGGGCGAUAAUGCCCAUAACAUGUUCAUGCCAGAUCAGAGUUAAUCUUCUCUGUGCAGAUGUAUAAGGAUGAUCUAUGUGGUUUUUUCAUGCAUCUGACGUAGCCCACUGCGCAACCCAUUUUUCAUUUUUCUAGCUCUCUUGGUGUAAGCAUUACAGUAGAGAGAACUGAGUUAAUGUCUGUUAUUUUUCUUAACAGCUAUGAAUGUCUUUUUACCAUUGAAAGAAAAUACCACACUUCCAGCAUAUUAAGUUGCAACAUUUCACUACUUUUGUCCCAAUCAAAGCUUGCUUUUCAGCCUAAUUGGUCUUGUUGUACAUAUGGAUUUGACUUUCUGUGCUAUUGCCAUGAAUCCUAUUAUGUAACAGGCUGAAGCUACUCUUGAGUUGCUCUGGGUUAUGUAUUAAAAGGGGCUAGAGAACAUUGUUUUACUCUUGCCCAAGUUUAUCUAUACUAGAUUGUGAAGUUCAAGAUGUGGCGAGUUCCAAGUAUCAGUGUCUCUCUAAAUUGCUUUUAUUACAUGUAUGAGCAUUGUGUUCUAGGACUGCGUGACGCAUACUGUUAUUGAAAAUUCACUUGAUGUAAGCUGAAAUUAGACUUCAAAGGAACAGUGUUUACCUGUUGAGGGAAAAGGACAACCCACAUUGGUCAUUAAUAUGAAUGUCAGCAUUAAUUGGGGUGUACCAUUUUGAUUUCUAAUAAAUCUGAAAUGUGCUAUCUACAAAAUAUGCUGCUUUCCAAAUAUAAUUAUGGCCACAUUCACACCAUACUAUUAUGCCACUAUUAUUCCACGUUAAAAGGUCAUGGAUUCCCCCAAAGAUCCUGGAAAGCGUAGUUUGUGAAGGCUGCUGAGAGUUGUUAGGAGACCCUGUUUCCCUCACAAGAGCUACAAUUCCCAGAGUUCUCUGAGAAGACAGACUGUUAAACCACUUUGACAAUUGUAGCUCUGUGAGGAGAACAGGAGUCUCCUAACAACUCUCAGCACCCUUCAUAGACUACACUUCCCAGGAUUCUUUGGGGGAAGCCAUGAUUGUUUACAGUGGAAUAAUAGUGGAACAAAGGUAUGAUGUGAAUGUGGCCUAGGAGCUGCUACAAUGACUUGUUUCAUUUUGACCUAACGCCGAUAGCCGCAGUCUAAUUUCCAGCUUGUGUAAUGGGGUGAAAAGAAUGUCAACAAGCCUUCACGUUAAUGAUUCAGUGCUACCACGUGCUGUAGUGUAAAGACAACCAGUAGUCUAUGUUGUAAAGAGCAGGGAUUUCACAGAAGCAACGUAGAGUCAAAACACAGGAGUCAUAGCAAGUGGCAAUUAACUUGUGCCUCAUUGCUGGAACACUUUCGAAAAAUGCUUACUUUUUGCAGCUGAUGUGGCUUCUUUCUGGUUUUUUGUCUUAGCAAUACUGUACCCAAGUUGUUGUUUCACUUAAUUGUAUCUACUUGAGGUAUCACAAUAAAAGUUUUCAGUUGUUUUGUUGAA